Penicillium canariense is the source of this 1296-nucleotide messenger RNA. Its product is annotated as Isovaleryl-CoA dehydrogenase. Gene Ontology annotation, biological process: L-leucine catabolic process. Bases 1 to 1296 code for a protein of 431 amino acids. Gene Ontology annotation, molecular function: flavin adenine dinucleotide binding; 3-methylbutanoyl-CoA dehydrogenase activity. The record is from RefSeq and is a predicted model, not a curated record. The transcript is spliced from 6 exons. Lineage: Eukaryota; Fungi; Ascomycota; Eurotiomycetes; Eurotiales; Aspergillaceae.
AUGGCCUCCUUCUCCCUCCUCCGCACGUCCGCGCGCUCGCUACGGCGGAGCGCGGUUUUCCCCGCAUUCUCCCCAGGUUUUGCGCGCGGCCUGUCAACGAAGCACCCGGCGGGCUUUGAACCCCCCACUGAAGACGAUAUUUUGGAACUUCGAGAGCGAGUCCAAGAUUUUACACGACGAGAGAUCCCGGCCGAGGUUGCCCAGCGCACGGACGAGCUGAAUGAGUUCCCGGCGGACAUGUGGAAGAAGUUGGGCGAUGCUGGAUUCCUUGGAGUUACCGCCAAUGAGGAGUACGGUGGAUUGGGAAUGGGCUACCAGGCCCACUGUAUUGUGAUGGAAGAACUGAGCCGGGCAUCUGGAAGCAUCGGCCUAUCCUACGCUGCCCACUCGCAGCUCUGCGUGAACCAACUUUCAUUAAAUGGCUCAGCCGAACAGAAAGAACGAUUUUUACCAGGUUUGCUUUCUGGUGAUAAGAUUGGUGCUCUUGCUAUGUCGGAGCACUCAGCAGGCUCCGAUGUGGUCAGCAUGAAGACUACCGCGAAGGAAGUUGAUGGUGGUUGGCUGCUCAAUGGAACCAAGAUUGUUAACACCAUGCUUGCACAGGGUCCUGACGCGGAUUUUAUCGUCGUGUACGCCAAGACCGAGGCUGAGAAGGGGUCCAAGGGCAUCACCGCUUUCGUGGUUGAGAAGAACUUCAAGGGCUUUUCAUGUGCGCGCAAGUUGGACAAACUUGGAAUGCGCGGCUCUAACACCGGCGAGCUUGUCUUCGAGGAUGUGUUUGUUCCGCGAGCAAACCUCCUGGGAGAAGUGAACAAGGGUGUCAAAGUUCUAAUGGAAGGCCUUGAUUUGGAAAGGCUGGUUUUGAGUGCAGGGCCACUUGGCAUCAUGCAGGCCGCCCUUGACCUGGUUCUUCCCUACACCCACGUCCGAAAGCAGUUCGGCAUCCCCAUUGCUCACAAUCAGUUGAUCCAGGGCAAGCUGGCGGACAUGUACACGAAGCUGGCUGUCUCGCGGGCAUACACGUACGCUACUGCGCGGGAGGUUGACAAUGGCGCAGUAUCUCCUCACCCGGUGGUCAUCCGAACUCAGGACUGCGCUGGCGCAAUCCUGUAUGCCGCUGAGCGUGCCACCGAGUGCUCACUGGACGCGAUCCAGCUGAUGGGUGGAAAUGGAUACAUCAACGAGAUUCCAGCUGGACGUCUGCUCCGAGACGCGAAGCUGUAUGAGAUUGGAGCAGGCACGAGUGAGAUCCGACGAAUGGUGAUCGGCCGUGCAUUCAAUAAGGAGUAUGCGUAA